GAUACACACCGUAUCCUAUGCGGGUGUAUGUUGAUUUUACACAGGUAUAAUUAAAUAAAAAUAGUGAUAAAUACCUCCAAAUAAAAAGAUAAAAGGGAAGAAGAAUGAAAAUGAGUUAAGUUAUACAAUGUGAAAAAGUUUAUUACCGACAAAAUAUGGAUAAUACCGAAUUGUUGUUCUUCGAUACAUUCUCCCAUGACAUUUCAGAGGAAUUGAACCUGGAUUUGGUGCAAUUCCCCAAGCCUGUUUAUAUUAGCGAAGUAAGAAUAAUACCAUUGGGUGCACGAGUACAAGCAGACUUUCCAGGAGGAGUACGCCUCGGAGCAACCAAUCCUUCUCAAUUUGAAAUUGAGUUUUUUGUGAAUGACCUCAGUAAGCCUGGAGCAUCUACUUUCGAAUCUCUGGGUGGGUUAGAAUACAAGCAGAACAUUCACAUUCAACUGGAAUGCGAGCGAAAACAGAUACCAACUGAUGGAUUAGUGCUAAGAGGAUGGUAUACCACGAUAACGCUAGCAGUGUAUGGUACUCUGACAAAAUCGCUGAACAAUCCUCAGGAGGUCAAUAGUUCAACAGCAGGAUCUACCACUUGUGUCAGUGCCCUGGAAGAAAAUCCUAAAGGUGCUGCUCAGACUCCUUCGGAACAGCAACCUGAGUGGUAUUACGAGAACCAGCAUCAAACAAAUUCAUCGGAAACAUGCGUCGCCGCAACUCCGCCACCGCCGGUUCAACCAAUUCAGGUUGUAGAGCCGUCCAGGACUGCCGCGCCGGACACCGAGAAGGCAGAAUCAGCACAGUGGGAAGAGGAGGCACCCUGCAAUACAGGCGAAAAACCCUCGAAACGACCUUCCUCUCCUCCUACGGAGUCCUUGAUCUCUCUGAGUCCCGAGUCCAUCUCUGCCGAAGAAGAGGAAGCGGAACAACAGGAAGCGGCCGAACCGGAGACUGGCGAGCCGUUCGAGCCUAUAUUAUCGGACGAAGACAUAAUGACUGACGAUGUGCCAUCUACAGCCGAAUUCGAGUGCGAGGCGCAGAUCGACGAGAUCUACGCGCUGAUGCCGCCCGAUCUGCUGAGUCUAGAGAAACCGGGGAAUCUGGAGGAGCCCUGCGUGAGCCACGAGACUUUACUGAAGAUCAAAGAGAUCCUCCAGCCCUUGUCCAAGUCGGUCACGCAUUUCCACAACGCGUCUGGUCAGGAGAAAGAAACGUUCGUCCAUAACUGCGAAUCUCUCUGUGCCAUAUUAGGUCCGUUCGACUUCAGCACGGACAAUGUCAACGACUUGACCAACAUCGUCAACGCUGGCUUAGACAUGGACUUCGCUAGAGCCCAGCCGCAACCGGCGUACAAGGUGCGGCACGUGAAGGUGGGUGUACGUUUAGCGGAAGCUCUCUGUCGAUUAUCCAUAGGUCCGGAGAUUCUGCUAAAGGUCGACGCGCCGUCCAAGCUGCUGUCUCUCUGCAUGCGCGAGAACGUGGCGCUGCCGGUGAAACUUUCCGCCCUGCGAGCCCUCGACGCCGCGCUGAUCAGUCCGGUGAUCGUGCAGGAGUUCUUAAAUCUGAAGAUCAGUCUGUACAGAAAGGCACUGACGAUGCUGGACACGGUGAAGUUAGCCAGACUGAAGUACGCCCUAAGCUCGCUCCUCCGCAAGGUCCACGUCUACGAGUAUCUGGAGGAGACGAGAGAAUUCGAGGAACUCGGUCUGGCCGAGCUGAUGAACGCCUACAUUUGCGCGCCGACAUUGAUGGCGCAGCCCAAACGCCAGCUGCCGGCCGGUGCUCAGAUGGAGUUCGAGCGAGAACGCACUCGCAAUCCUCGCGCCCACCUGGUAGUCUACUUCGAGUACCACAAGUUAACCCAUCACCUCCUGCUGGCAUUGUCCUCUCCCGAGUGCGACUUCAAGGUGAUCAAGCUGAUCCGCCGCUUCCUCCUGCAUCUCUCCGGCACGAAGGAAGGCCUGUUCUACCUGAUGAAGGAGGCCGAGGUGGUACGGCUGAUGCUGAAGGCCCUGAAAUGCGAGUUACCGGGCGCCGGUUGCAUCUUGGCGUGGCGUCUUCAAGUCGCCCAGUGUUUGAUCCGCUUGAGACAGAACGACCCGGACGACUGGAUGACUCUGAAACAACUGCACUCCUUCCUCGUGUUUCCCGACGGCUUGCGCGCCAUUAUCAAGGUAGCGCCGUUAGGCGACUUCAUGGACGUCCUGAUCCCCUAUUUGUCGGACUCCAAUCUCUGCGAGUUCGCCGCCGAAGUGAUCUCCGCCAUCGUGCGCUACUCCGACCGUGUGGAGAUCCUGCAGAACCGCGCGGAACUGAUGCUGGAUAAGGCGCGCGAACAUGCUGUACUCAGGGAUGUGACGUCGUAUUUGACGACCGCGGCUCAGGCCUCUCACUGGGACUACAGCGACGUGUCAUCGCUGGUAGCGAUCGUCAGGAAGAGCGCGGAGAAGGCUGCGUCUCUGCCUGGUCAACUGAUCACCGCCUGCAGGAUCCUGCAUUAUCUCAUCUUCCCGUCGAACAACGACGUCGACCCCAUGGAACCCUACGUCGAGCUGAAAUAUAGGAACGCCUUGACGCAGCUCUUCGCCGCCGACGGUCUCACCGCCCUGGUCGCUGUGAUGGCGAACGUCUCCGAGUUCUACGAACAGCCGUUCCUCCAUCGCGCCGCCCUGACGGGCCGCAGAGGUAUGGCGUUGGUCGCCCUUCUGCUGCCCUGCGUGAAGCUGACCCGGGCACUGCUGGAGAGGCUCGUCAAGUGCAUGGCGACGGACUUCAAGGAUCUCACGGCUGUCGUUCCGCUCUUGGGUGUCUAUUCCUUGGUUGAGGCCGUGCCGCCUAAUCUAGUAGUGCGGACUCUGUCCGAGGAGAUCGUGGGCACGCUGCUGGUGUUCACCCAGGCGGUCGAUUCCGACGGUUCCGGCAACGUAGCCAAGUCUCUGUGGACUCAGAUGUUGGGCGAGGUGCUGAAAAUGGUCUCGCUCAGUCCCUGCAACUUCGUGCCGGGUCUGAAGCUGCUGGCACGCCUGUUACCGCCCGUCCUGACACCGCGAGAGACCGCCACCGAGGACGCGGCGAGAGUUGUAGGCCUGAGGAAACUCUGGUCGGCGCAUCUGCAAGCGCAAGCCACGAAUCUCACGGAAACUCUGCGAUUACUCUGCGCCACUUGGAACGGAGAAGUCUUGCUCCUUUUGUCCACGGUGUGCAAGCAGUUGAGCGACCUGGCGGCGCCGACGGCUCUUUUGGUCGGAAGAUGUCUCUUGGAUGGCAUCUUAGCGGCCACUCCUCAGAAUAAUAUUCCCAUUCUCGCUCUGAUCAGCGAUCUAGCUAGGCACGCGCCCAUGAAGGCCACCUUGCUGACCCUGACGAGUCCUGCGUCCAGGGCACAGGUGAAAUCCGAUCAGAAGUACCCACCGGUCAUCGAGAUGAUGUGCUCCACCCUGAAGAACAGCGGUGAAGUCCGUGCGCAGUACGAAAUCCUCAGUAUCUUCGAGACCCUGUGCGACUGUGGUCUGAGCCUGAUGCAGGAGGAUAACGAGCCCUUCGAGAAGAAGCUUACGCAUUCGGUACCCAGCAAGGAACCUUUACUGUCAAUCCUCGCGGCUCUGAUCGAAAUCUUAGCCACCAGCACGAAGUACCAGCUGGAUGUGAUAGAGUGCACCCUGCACGUCCUCCUGUCCCUCAUCGGUCACAACUAUGGCCUGUACCACGUAAAGAGCUGCCUGGAAAACAACCCUGGUGCCUUACGCGCGUUGCUGGAUCACGUGUCUACUUUGGAAGAUCCCGAGACGUGUCCCCUGGUGGGCCUGACCGUGACCUUCUUGGAAAAUUUGAUUGCUUCCGAGAGACGAUCCCUACACCUGCGCGCACAGCAGUUGGCCUCUUUGAUCUCUUGGGAGAGAAACGACCAUCCCUUGGAGAAAUUGAAGCGCGCGAAGGAGCUGGUGGAGACUUUGAAGGCCGAAGAGAGAGAGGAGAAAGAACCCAUCCCGGAGAUGUUGGAACCGCUGUUGCCUACUCCGGAGGCUCUGUUGAAUCAGUUCUCGCAAAGAUGCGCCGGGACGACCGGUAACAGUCCGGCCCGGUCCACGAAAUUCUCCUUCGCGACGACCAGUCAGAUACAAGCGGAGAAUACGGUAGACCUGUUGGCACUCGCCGCCGAGUUACUGCCCGCUGACUUCAAUCUGUUGGCGGAGGCGCAGAAUUUGUGCUCCAAAGCACCUCCCGACGACGCCACCCAACCUCUGCAGUCGAAACCGCAAGAUGAGGAGCAAGAAAGCAGAACGGAGAAGCAGAGCUCCCCAAUCGCCAAGUCGAAGCAGCCGUUUGUGACACCGGUACGAGGUAGAAACCAGUUCACCAACUCAUUACGGGGUGGCCCGGUGGGUGGAGGGGUGGGUAGAGGCGCUGAUCCCUUUCGAUCGAGACCGCCCAAUACCUCGAGACCACCGUCUCUUCAUGUGGACGAAUUCGUAGCGCUGGAAACGUGCGGAGCUCAACCGACAGGCCCUACUGGUUACAACAAGCUCAGCAUACGCGGAACAUGCCCACCGCGCGCUAUCAACAGCGGGACCAGAAGCCGGCCGUGGGCGCAAGAAACUCGUCCUCCGUACCUUCGUUAAUUCAUUCUUCCUGCUCCUCGAAUUCUUCUCUUCCUCAAAUUACGCAAAAACAUCCCAAUUUUGCUGUAGUACGAUCCUAGAGAUCGUUCGACAAAUCCCUGGCGAGUUCUUGAAAAAUGCAUGAUCUUUUUCGAAGUAACUCUAAAAAAUCAUGCUACGUCCUCCGCGAAAGUA
Dinoponera quadriceps is the source of this 4784-nucleotide messenger RNA. It is a transcript of the gene vir, whose product is annotated as protein virilizer. Bases 156 to 4610 code for a protein of 1484 amino acids. Gene Ontology annotation, cellular component: RNA N6-methyladenosine methyltransferase complex. The transcript is spliced from 6 exons. Gene Ontology annotation, molecular function: RNA binding. Lineage: Eukaryota; Metazoa; Arthropoda; Insecta; Hymenoptera; Formicidae. The record is from RefSeq and is a predicted model, not a curated record.